UGUGCAAAAGAGGAGCCCUGCCAUUUUCUGUGUCCUACUCGUCGUCCUCCUCAUCCUUGCAUGCGGAAAUAAAGCUUCACACACAAAGCUGUUGUCACCCCUCUCAUGUAUAAUAAUUAGUCCUGCAACAUUGCAUCAGCCGUAAAAGAGCAAUCCGAGACAAAGUUGAGCACAGCCUCGCCUUCAACACCAUCUUUUAGACUCGCGAUAGGAGGUUUCCCGAAAUCCACCCGCCUCACCCACCACUCGAUCCGAUGCAUCCCCCACAGGCCAAUGUCACUGCAAAUCCCCCUCCCGUGUUACCCGUCUCCAGGGUGGCCUCGCGGUAGCGUCAUCCCACCGGUUUGGUGUAGGAAAGAGAGUAGGACGGAGGAGACGGCGAUAGGAGAAGCCAUUGGAAUUUAGAGCACGAGAGCGCACCCCGUUGCCCUGCUCCGCCUCCCUGCACCUCUAUCAGUCACUCACACCUCUCAAGAUCACAGCUUUGGAAUCAUCGAACGAGAAAGAGAAAGGAGAGGGGGUGGAACGAGAAGGGAGCCCCGCGGACCAGAUGACCAGGAAGCCCCUUUUGUUGUCAUGUGCAAUGUGUCUUCUGCUGCUGUGCAACGGACGUCAAUCUCUCUGCAACAUGUCGCCGUUCCUUAGUUCUCCUCCUCUCUUUUAAUCUCCGUACCAUCGGUGGUGAAAUGCCCGUAGCUGAAGUCUUCGCCUUGACCCCUUACCGUUCGAGAUCUCUCAUCAAAAUCCAAUCGUUUGUCGGGCUAUGGGUUCGUUUUCCCUCAGCUCGUUCGGCGACCUCCCUUUUCCGGAGCAGGUCGCGGCGGCCACCCAUGCAUCGCUGCUGCUCUUCUUCUUGUUCUUUGCCUCUGCACGGCGAGUUUUCGCCUGCGCCAUCCGCCGCAUCCCGGCUCCCAAGGAUGACGUCCAGAGCCCUCAUCCCGUUCGUGGCGAUUCUGGUUGCGAUCGGUUUGUGAUAGUCGGUUAUUGGUUCAAGAUCACAGCUUUCUGCUGCUUCUUCGUUUUCUUCCUUCAAGCGGCGGUCUUGGGGUAUGAAACCGUGACCUUCCUUACAAGAGACGCUGAAUCAAGGGAUUACACUCUUCUCUACCUGCCUGCCGUGCAAGGAUUGGCGUGGCUCGUCUUGGGUUCAUCGGUAUUCCACUGUAAAUUGAAGGCAUUGGCCAAGUUUCCAUUCUUGAUUAGGUUAUGGUGGUUUAUUUCAUUCAUCUUCUGUCUUUACAUUGGUUACCUUGAUACCAAAGGAUUGAUAACGAAUUUGAUUAGCCUAAAUUCACACAUACUAGCAAAUUAUGCCUCGUCACCUGCCCUUGCCUUCCUUCUCGUUGCCUCAGUUCGGGGUGUCACAUCUGUAGAACUUUAUAGGGCCCAUGGAGACCUCAGGGAACCAUUGCUUGCCGGAGAAGAAGAAGCGGGCUGUCUUAGAGUCACACCUUACAGUGAGGCAGGUCUUUUCAGCAUUGCAACUUUGUCCUGGCUUGACUCACUCUUGCUGCUGGGUGCAAAAAGGCCAUUAGAGAUACGGGAUGUACCUUUGCUAGCCACAAAAGAACGAUCAAAGACUUGUUACAAGAUACUGAAUUCAAAUUGGGAGAGGUUGAAAGCUGAGUACCAUGAGAACCAGCCAUCAUUGGCAUUGGCCAUUUUUCGGUCAUUCUGGAAAGAAGCUGCUUUCAAUGCUAUAUUUGCUGGAUUGUUCACUGCAGUUUCUUAUGUUGGUCCAUAUCUGAUAAGCUAUUUUGUUGAUUAUUUGAGUGGCAACAUAGCAUUUCCUCAUGAGGGUUACAUUUUGGCCUCGAUAUUUUUUACUGCUAAGUUGAUAGAGACUCUUACCACCCGACAGUGGUACCUAGGAGUAGAUAUAUUGGGCAUGCAUGUUAGAUCAGCCUUGACAGCAAUGGUGUACAGAAAAGGGCUUAGGUUAUCAAGCACAUCCCGACAGAGCCAUACAAGCGGUGAGAUAGUAAACUACAUGGCAGUUGAUGUGCAGAGAAUAGGUGAUUAUUCAUGGUACCUCCAUGAUAUAUGGAUGCUUCCACUACAAAUCAUUCUUGCUUUGGCAAUCUUGUACAAAAAUGUGGGCAUUGCAUCGGUUGCAACACUGGUGGCUACCAUUGUCUCCAUUAUCGUUACAAUUCCUCUCGCCAAGAUACAAGAGGAGUAUCAGGAUAAUUUAAUGGCUGCCAAGGAUGACAGAAUGAGGAAGACCUCUGAAUGUUUGAGGAACAUGAGAAUCCUAAAGCUGGAGGCUUGGGAAGACAGGUACCGCUUGAAAUUAGAGGAGAUGAGGAAUGUGGAGUUCAAGUGGCUCCGAAAAGCCUUAUAUGCACAAUCUGUUAUAACCUUCAUUUUCUGGGGGUCUCCUAUAUUUGUCUCAGUUGUAACCUUUGCUACUUCUAUAUUGUUGGGUGGUCAUCUUACAGCAGGUGGUGUACUUUCAGCUUUAGCUACUUUUAGAAUUCUUCAGGAGCCUCUUAGGAAUUUUCCAGAUUUGAUUUCCAUGAUUGCUCAGACAAAGGUUUCUCUGGACCGGAUAUCUGGGUUCUUACAAGAGGAAGAGCUACAAGAAGAUGCCACCAUAGUAGUUCCUCGGGGCCUUACGAACAAUGCUAUUGAAAUCAAGGAUGGAGAAUUUUGUUGGGACCCCUCAUCUGCAACACCAACACUCUCUGGGAUACAACUGAAAGUUGAAAAAGGCAUGCGAAUUGCAGUUUGUGGCAUAGUUGGUUCUGGCAAGUCAAGUUUCCUGUCUUGUAUUCUGGGUGAGAUACCAAAAACUUCCGGAGAAGUUCGGAUAAGUGGCUCUGCAGCUUAUGUCCCUCAGUCUGCUUGGAUACAAUCUGGAAAUAUAGAGGAAAACAUUCUUUUCGGUAGCCCAAUGGAUAAGCCAAAAUACAAAAGAGUUCUUCAUGCUUGUUGUCUGAAAAAGGAUUUGGAAUUGUUAUUGCAUGGAGAUCAAACCAUCAUUGGUGAUAGAGGUAUUAACCUGAGUGGUGGCCAGAAACAAAGAGUGCAGCUUGCUAGAGCACUUUAUCAAGAUGCAGACAUUUAUUUACUUGAUGAUCCUUUCAGUGCACUUGAUGCUCACACAGGAAGUGAGCUGUUUAAGGAAUACAUACUAAGUGCAUUAGCUAGCAAGACUGUAAUCUAUGUUACUCAUCAAGUGGAGUUUCUACCAGCUGCUGGCAAGAUACUGGUCCUGAAAGAUGGUCGGAUAAUCCAGGCUGGAAGAUAUGAAGAGCUUUUGCAGGCUGGAACUGACUUUAAUGCUUUAGUUUCAGCUCACCAUGAAGCAAUUGAAACAAUGGAUAUUUUAGAAGAUUCAAGUGAACCCAAUAGGAAAAGGUUAACAUCAAGUCCAAGCAAUAUUGAUCAAAUGAAAAGUGAAGCACCGGAAGAUGAACUGCCAUCUGAGAGAAAAGCAAUAAAAGAGAAAAAGAAAGUGAAACGUAUGAGAAAGAAACAGCUGGCUCAAGAAGAGGAACGUGAAAGAGGAAGAGUUAGCUUAAAAGUAUACUUAUCAUAUAUGGCUGCGGCAUAUAGAGGAACAUUAAUACCAUUAAUUGUCCUUGCUCAGAUUAUGUUUCAGGUGCUCCAAAUAGCAGGCAACUGGUGGAUGGCAUGGGCAAAUCCUCAAACUAGAGGCGACAAACCAAAGACAAACAGUGUGGUUCUUUUAGUUGUCUAUAUGAGCCUUGCUUUUGGGAGUUCGCUGUUUGUUUUUAUAAGAUCUGUUCUUGUAGCUACAUUUGGCCUAGCAGCUGCACAGAAGUUGUUUCUAAGGAUGCUUAAAACUGUCUUUCGAGCACCAAUGUCAUUUUUUGAUUCUACUCCAGCUGGGCGGAUCCUGAAUCGAGUCUCUGUGGAUCAAAGUGUUGUGGAUCUUGAUAUACCUUUCAGACUUGGUGGUUUUGCUUCAACAACGAUACAACUUCUUGGUAUAGUUGGUGUAAUGACUAAAGUUACUUGGCAAGUUCUGUUUCUGUUUGUCCCCAUGGCGAUUGCUUGCUUAUGGAUGCAGAAAUAUUACAUGGCUUCAUCGAGGGAGCUAGUCCGGAUCGUUAGCAUCCAAAAAUCCCCGGUAAUCCAUCUUUUUGGGGAGUCAAUUGCAGGAGCUGCUACUAUUAGAGGCUUCCGUCAAGAAAAACGUUUUAUGAAGAGGAACCUAUACUUGCUUGAUUGCUUUGCUCGUCCAUUCUUCUGCAGUAUUGCAGCAAUUGAAUGGCUUUGCUUGCGGAUGGAAUUGCUCUCAACUUUUGUAUUCGCUUUCUGCAUGGCUCUCCUUGUUAGCUUCCCACAUGGAUCUAUCGAUCCCAGUAUGGCAGGUCUAGCUGUAACAUAUGGCUUAAAUCUUAAUGCCCGUUUGUCACGGUGGAUAUUGAGCUUUUGUAAACUCGAAAAUAAAAUUAUUUCUAUUGAACGCAUACGUCAGUAUUGCCAAAUCCCAAGCGAAGCACCACCUGUUGUCAAGGAUUGUCGCCCUACAUCUUCAUGGCCAGAGACUGGAAAACUUGAACUGAUUGAUCUCAAGGUGCGUUAUAAAGACACCUUACCUAUGGUCCUUCAUGGUAUAACCUGUGCAUUUCCUGGCGGGAAAAAGAUUGGAAUUGUUGGGCGCACUGGAAGUGGUAAAUCUACCCUGAUACAGGCACUGUUCCGUUUAAUUGAACCUGCAGAAGGCAAAAUCAUCAUUGACAACAUAGACAUUUCUACCAUUGGCCUCCAUGAUCUUCGUUCUCGACUUAGCAUCAUUCCUCAAGAUCCCACUUUGUUUGAGGGUACAAUCAGGGUUAAUCUUGAUCCCCUUGAAGAGCAUUCUGAUGAUGAAAUCUGGCAGGCACUUGAAAAAUGUCAGCUUGGAGAGGUGAUCCGGUCUAAGCCACAAAAGCUAGAUGCUCCAGUUCUGGAGAGUGGAGACAACUGGAGUGUUGGACAACGCCAACUUGUUUCGUUGGGCAGGGCUUUGCUGAAGCAGGCUCGAAUAUUGGUGCUUGAUGAGGCAACAGCCUCGGUUGACACAGCUACAGAUAACCUUAUUCAGAAGAUUAUCCGAAGAGAAUUUGAGGAUUGUACAGUCUGCACCAUCGCACACCGUAUCCCUACUGUUAUUGACAGUGACCUGGUUUUGGUGCUUAGCGAUGGUAGAAUCACCGAAUUUGAUAGUCCACACCGGUUGUUGGAAGACAAGUCUUCGAUGUUUCUCAGGCUAGUUUCCGAGUACUCUACAAGAUCUAGCAGUAUGUCAGAUGCUUGAGUAUAUGGGGCUAUGGACGAAGGUAGAAGGCAAGGACUCAUGUUCUAACUGAUGACACUGUUCCACUGCAUCCGUGGAGAUCAAUAUCACAGGUAGUUUUCUAACCAACACGAGGAAAAUGAUGAAAACAUACUGACGGCUGGGAUAAUCUCGUUUAAGAACUACAAACUCAGAGUUGGGACACUUGCUGUAUAACGGAGCUCAAGAAAUCGGCCACAAUUUUCUGUUGAGGUACAAGAAUAAGGCAUUUUUUGAUAUCAUGUUUGAAGUGUUAUCCUCAUUUCUCAUUCCCCGGUAAGGCUAGAAUCUAUCUGUAACGUGAACUCCGUUCUGUACCAAUAAAUCAAAGUCAUCUCAAUGAAGAAAUAAUUGUUCUCGGCUAA
Messenger RNA from Musa acuminata AAA Group (dessert banana), 5655 nucleotides. RefSeq names its product ABC transporter C family member 5. Bases 764 to 5272 code for a protein of 1502 amino acids. The record is from RefSeq and is a predicted model, not a curated record. Gene Ontology annotation, biological process: transmembrane transport. Gene Ontology annotation, molecular function: ATP hydrolysis activity; ATP binding; ABC-type transporter activity. The transcript has 12 exons. Gene Ontology annotation, cellular component: membrane. Lineage: Eukaryota; Viridiplantae; Streptophyta; Magnoliopsida; Zingiberales; Musaceae.